AUGGCAGCUGGCUAUGCGGCUGGCGCACCGGGCAAGAACAAGCGGAUCCUAGCGCUGUUCGACGUCGAUGGCACCCUCACGGAGCCCCGGAAGGUGGUGUCGCCUGAGACCGUUAGCUACCUCCAGUCUCUCCGGGAGAAGAUCUGCAUAGGGGUCGUCGGGGGCUCUGACCUCGCCAAGCAGAAAGAGCAGCUUGGUGAUAGUCCAAACCAGUUUGACUUCUGCUUCUCCGAGAAUGGCCUGCUGGCCUACAAGGACGGAGCAAAGAUCGGCGAAACCUCGAUAGUCCAGCACCUUGGGGAGGAGAAGCUGAAGAAGCUGGUCAACUGGGUGCUGAAGUAUUUUUCCGAGUUGGACAUCCCGGUCAAGCGUGGAACCUUUGUGGAGUUCCGCCAGGGCAUGCUCAACCUCUCUCCGAUUGGCCGCAACUGCAGCCGAGAAGAGCGAAACGAGUUUGAGAAGUUCGACUUGGCAAACAACAUCCGAAAGACAAUGGUGGCCAAGAUGAAGGAGGAGUUUGCCGACUACAACAUGACCUACUCCAUAGGUGGGCAGAUCUCUUUCGAUGUCUUCCCGACUGGGUGGGACAAAACCUACUGCCUGCGCUACCUGCCAGAGGCAGACUUCGAUGAGAUUCAUUUCUUCGGUGACAAGACGUUCGAGGGUGGCAACGACUUCGAGAUCUACACCCACCCGAGGACCAAAGGUCACAGCAUCGACGAUGCCAACCCCUUGACCACACUCAAGAAGCUUGAAGAGCUUUUCGGGGUCCCCGCGCCCAAAGCGCUGACGCCGCCAAGUUCUCACUAG
Molecule: messenger RNA, 810 nt
Organism: Symbiodinium natans
Lineage: Eukaryota; Dinophyceae; Suessiales; Symbiodiniaceae
Source: the annotation of a GenBank genome assembly